UUCACUUUUUGGAAACUAUUUAGUUUGAUUUUACUAAAAUACAAAAAAAAAAAAAAAAAAAAAAAGCUAAAUAAAGUAGAUUGAAUAAAGAGAAGUUAUGCCUCAGCUAAAUGAUGUUGUAUGGAGUCAAAGUGGUUUUGAAGAUUUAAAGAAAUUGUUUUGUAAAAACAAUGAGUUUCUUCGUGAUGCAGCCUUACUCUUUUUUGAAAGAUCCAAAUUAGAACAAGCAUUUUCUGAGGGUUUAGUAAAGUUUGCAGCAAAAGCAAAAAAGAUCUGUGGAGAAAAUGGAACUUUAAAAACUUCUUGGGAAGAGCUUGCAAAACAAACUGAGGAAGAAGCUGAUAUUCAUAGGUUGGUAUCUACUAAUUUAAUGGAAGAUAUAGUAAAGCCUUUAAAAUUGUUUGCAGAUAAUCAAAAAGAAGCUCGAAAGGCUGCUGAAUUAGUUGUUGAUAAAGCAGCAAAAUCAUAUUCUGAAAAGCAUUUAAAAGAAGUUCAGUCAAAGAAAAAUGCUUAUUUAAAGUCAAAAGAGUCUGAAAGCUUAACUACUCAAGCAGAAAAUUCAAGAGAUAAAACUGUUUCAGAAAAAGAAUUGUUAAAACUUGAUCAGAAAUGCAAGAAAGCUGAAGAAUCUGUUUUAAAAGCAGAUGAUGAGUACAUUGCAAGAUUCAUAGAAGCAGAACGUGCGCAGUUGGCACUGGAUAGCGCUAUAAGUUCCUCUGUGAAGUUACUUGAAAAGAUUGAAGAUGAAAGAAUAGACUAUUUUAAAAAAACUUUGCUUCAAUAUUCAUCAAUACUCAGUGAAACAGUUCCUAAAUAUCAACAGAGUUACAAUCAAAUUGUAGAUUGUAUAAACAGAAUUAAUAAACUUGAAGACAUGCAGUUGCUCUGUGAAAAUCAUGGAACAAAGCGCUUACCAGCAGAGCAAUCUCUAUUUACUUGCUAUGAGGAUGACUUUACUAACACAAUGAAUAAUAUAAGAAGAAAGAUGGCGUUGGAAAGCAAAAUUUCAAAACUUGCACGAUUGCUUGUUGCUGAAAGAAACUCAAUUAGAGGUUUAAGUCGAUUAAACUCCGUGUAUGAAGAUACACCAAGCUACUCAACUGAGAGUGUUCAACAAAAUAUUAUGCUUCAGUUUAAUCAGAUGAAGAGUAUGAUUAAUCUUCUAGAAGCGAGUAUUUAUAGACUUAAUAUUUCUCUUUCUAAAGUAACACAAAUGCCUCCUCCUACACACAAGUUAUCAUCAUUUAUAAUGGAUUCUAAAGAUAAACAAGGAAUCGGAAGCUCUAUUCUUUGUGUUCCAAUUGAUUUUGGUAACAGCGAUAAUUAUGAAGAAGAAAAUGCUUACGAGACAACAUCAAGUCAUACCCCUGUAUAUGAUACUUUAAACCGUUAUGAGAGCGAUGAUGAAGAUUUUGAUCCGGACUUUGAUGACGUAGAUUCUGAUGUUUGUGAUGGACAAGAGAGUCAACCAAAUGUUCAACGUGAAAAAAUCAUAUGUGUUGCGGAUUUUGAUUAUACUGCGGCAGCAGUAGAUGAACUCACAAUUCGACGUGGAGAUCGCAUAUCCGUACUGGUGCAACAUGACGACGGAUGGUGGAAAGGCGAGUCAAGAGGCAAACAAGGAUUAUUUCCUGCAACCUAUGUUCACGAGCUUAAGUCAAAAAAAUGAUUUUUUUUAUGUACAUUUAAUUAUGCUUACCUAAAAUACACAGCAGAUGCAUUUCUUGCCGGUGUGUACAGAAUGUAUGUAUUUAAAUGUUGACUUCUUCCUCAUCCCACUUACUGAAUUCAUUCAUUAAACUUGUCGAAUGUGUACCACAAUAAAUGUACCACAAGUACAAUUGUUAGCGUUACUAACAGAUAAGUGUUAGUGUGAAAUAUGUUUCUUAUGUUUAUUUUUCUACUUUAAUGUUAUUUUUUUUUAUAGUUUU
Molecule: messenger RNA, 1931 nt
Organism: Hydra vulgaris (swiftwater hydra)
Lineage: Eukaryota; Metazoa; Cnidaria; Hydrozoa; Anthoathecata; Hydridae
Product: nostrin
Cellular component (GO): cytoplasm; plasma membrane
Molecular function (GO): protein binding
Source: RefSeq, a predicted model, not a curated record